Paralichthys olivaceus (Japanese flounder) is the source of this 5073-nucleotide messenger RNA. NCBI's taxonomy places the organism in Eukaryota, Metazoa, Chordata, Actinopteri, Pleuronectiformes, Paralichthyidae. The record is from RefSeq and is a predicted model, not a curated record.
CCGGAAACGGGGCACCAGAGACGUAAACCUGGCAAACAUGGCGACGUUCCGGGGAGAGUACGGAGAUUGGAAAUACGAGCGCUUUUAACACGACUAAACAACCUCCUCCUCGCAUGUUACAAUGUGGUGGGGUUAGCCGCAGCCUCCGCACUAACAGCCUUUUAGACGAUGCUCGCAGAGCAGCAAUGAAGAUGGACUGGAAACGUGGGGAGAAAGAGUACGGGAAUGACAUAGAAAACAGACCAGCCGGCAGGCAGUCGAACUUGGGACUCGCUGCUCAGGGCAUUUGCACCCAUUGGGCCAGUCUAUCCAUCUGGGGAUGGGGGGGUCUUGGAGUCGUGCUGUUCCUCGUCACCUUUGGACCCUUUGCCAUAUUCUACCUGGCCUUUUAUAUCUUCUGCUUUGUUGGAGGGGGCUUUGCAGUCACUCUGCUCUAUGGAAAGAUCAACUCAGAGAAACACCUGGAGAAAUGCGAGCACUCUUACCUGCCACCCACACAGAUUGGUAUAGUGAAGACAUUGGAUGAGAUGAAGCUGGAAAUGAAGCCUAUAAGGAUUGACAGGAGAUUGACUGGCUCCAGUUUUAUAGACGAACCACUACAACAGGUGAUCCAGUUUGCUCUGAGAGACUACAUCCAGUACUGGUACUACACUCUGAGCGAAGAUGAAUCCUUCAUACUGGAGAUCAGACAGACUCUGCAGAACGCCCUCGUCCAGUUCUCCACACGGUCCAAAGAGGUGGACUGGCAGCCUUACUUUACCACACGCCUGGUGGACGACUUUGCCACCCAUUUACGUGUCUUCAGAAAAGCCCAGGAUCGUCUCGCUGACAGAGAGGACAAGCAGAGAGACAUAACGGAUGAGCUGGUGGACUCGUUCUUUGAAGCCGAGGUGGAGAUGGAGAGGAAGAUUUGUCGAGACGUAGUGUGCACUUCAAACAAAGACGAAGAAGGUUUCCUUAGGGACUUGUGUGAGUUGCUUCUGUACCUGUUACUACCUCCUGGAGAUUUCCACAACAAGAACAUGAGAUACUUCCUAAGGGAGGUGUUGGCUCGUGGUGUCCUGCUUCCUCUGAUCAACCAGCUGAGCGACCCGGACUACAUCAACCAGUUUGUUAUCUGGAUGAUUCGGGACUCCAGUUGUAACUAUGAAGCCUUCAUGAACAUACUGAAGUUGACAGACAAACCUCCUGAGCUGGAGGCUGUCAAGGACAAGGUGGUGGAAGAGCUGCAGUAUCUCCGCUCCCUGGACACUGCAGGAGAUGACAUCAAUGUGAUCAAAAACCAGAUUAACAGUCUUCUGUUUGUGAAGAAGGUGUGUGAGACCAGGAUCCAGAGGCUGCAGUCUGGCAAGGAGGUGGACGCCUUGAAGUUGGCAGCCAACUUCGGCAAGCUGUGUGUCAUCCCCCUGGAUCACAUCCUCGUCCACAACAUAGCCCUGCAGUUCUUCAUGGACUUUAUGCAGGCAGCGGGGGCGCAGGCCGAGCUGUUUUUCUGGCUCACUGUGGAGGGCUACAGGGUGACGGCACAGCAGCAACUGGAGGCCAUGCAGGGCUGGCAGAAAGACGGCAAGAAGCAGCCCAGCGCCACCAAAGGACUGCUGAAGGCCGCUGCACUCGGUGUCUUCGAACAAUACCUCUCUGAAAAGGCAUCUCCCAGGGUGCAGGUGGAAGAGGAGUCGGUAACAAAACUUGGGGAGAAGCUGCAGAAGGAAGAUCCCACGCCAGAGAUAUUUGAUGAAAUCCAGAGACAGGUGUAUGACAUGAUGCUACGGGAUGAGCGCUACUACCCCUCCUUCAAGCAGAGCCCUCUGUACGUCCGCAUGCUCGCAGAGCUGGAUAUGUUGAAAGAACCAAGUUACCGGGGAUCUGAUGACGGCGAAGGAGAGUCUUUCAACGGCUCUCCCACAGGAAGCAUAAACCUAUCUUUGGACGACUUGUCCAACUCCUGCCAUGAUGAAUCUAUGCACCUUCAUGCCUUCAUCUCCGACACAGGGGUUUGCAACGACCACGGUAAGACCUACGCGCUGUACGCCAUCACUGUGUUCAGACGCAACCAAGAUGGCAGCGAGGACUGCUGGAAGACCUACCGCCGCUAUUCAGACUUCCACGACUUCCAUAUGAGGAUCACUGAACAGUUUGAGAACCUGGCGUCGAUCCUCAAGCUGCCAGGGAAAAAGACAUUCAACAACAUGGACAGAGACUUCUUAGAGAAGAGAAAAAAAGACCUCAAUGCUUACCUACAGUUGCUGAUGAACCCAGAGAUGGUGAAGGCUUGCCCAACUCUGAUUCCUUAUGUCUACGACUUCCUAGAAAACAAGGCCUACAGCAAAGGCAAAGGAGAGUUCGCCCGAAAGUGCAGGAAAAUCGUGGAUCAUGUGGACUACUUGACCUCACCAGAACAGGUGGCUGACUAUGUCAAGAAGUUCAGGGAUUCCUACUGGCCCAACGGUAUACUGGCUGAGACAACGCCCCGCCGGGACAAGAGCAUCCGCAUGAGGACACGAGUAGCUGCCAAGACCAGCCUGCUGGGUAUCAUGCCAGAUGAACUGAAGCACAUCAUUGGAGCAGACACCACGAGAAAGGGCAUCCUGCGCGUCUUUGACAUGUUCCAGUACCAACCCAUGAACCGACGACUAGUCUACGUUUUCCUAGAGGGCUUCUUGGAGACAAUGUUCCCCCAGUACAAAUUCCCCGAGCUCUUUGUCAAGCUGCACUCCCGCUCACCGCGCAUCCACAGAUACAGCCAGAAACUCAAAUCAUCCUCUCUCAAGAGGUGACAGGAAAGGACGAGGCAACGGGACCGACUAGACACACACAGACUUGGGAGUAAAGAGUGAGAGGGGGCUUGACUUGAACCUUGAGGUGUUUGUGUGUGUGUACUUGAUCUCUGCCCUUCCACUUUGCUCACACUCUUUGGUGAAAAACACUCCUACGAUCAAGCUGAUUGUGUCUUUGAAAACAGAAGGAUAAACAACAGACUCUGCCCUCCUCACGCUCUGUGACACACAUGCGCAAACACAAGUCCUGUAAUUUUGCACCAAGACUGAACACGGCAGUCUUUUCUUUUAGCUUCUAUAUUUUCACCCUCCUUUUUGGACUUUUUAGUUGUUUAGCUUUAUCCUGGUCCAGUCGAUGCUGCUUUCACAUGGUCCAGAGAGCUGACCACAGAUACUGUAUUGUUUUUAAACUGCAGGAGUAGAUAGCGUAGACCCACACCUUGCCUUACCUUCCCGUUUCUUCUGUCUUUCUGCCAGCUCAGUCUGCCAUCAUUAGGCUGGCCGUCGUUAUAGCCUCCCUCAAUGCUGUAGACGUUUGAUCUGCAAACUCUGCACACUUGUAAACACUAUAUUUUGUUUUCACAGCAACUAAAUGUCAAUAUCACUGGGUUGAAGAGGCGCUGUUUUUAAAAAUGUGACUGAACAAAUGUGGGUCGAAAGGAGGAUUUUUAGUUUUAUCGUCAGCAUUUUUUUUUUUUCAGCCUCAAUGCUUCUCUUGAAUCAUUUUUUUUUUCUUCUUUUGCUUGUCCAAAGUGUUGCAUCAUCUGUACCGCCCACCAUCCUCAAAGAGUAGACCUCCCCUUUAACGCUAAUGUCAUGACCUCUGACGACCAAAGCUCAUGCUGUUCCUACGUGUGUGUUUGAUGACGGGAUCCUCUGAACAUACUGUGCAUCAUAUCGAUAAUCGUGUUGGGGAAAGAGAAUGAAGUGUUGACCUAGGGGGGUUGAUGACACGCUGAAGUGUGUCACAGUAGUUGGGAGCUCAGCUUUGGAGCUAUCAGAGAAUCUAGCUAUCAAAGAAUGUACUCUCUGGUCCAGUCUGUAUUUGGCUCGUGUAGAAUUAAGUGUGAGUGUGUGUGUAUGUGUGUUUAGCACGAAGAUCUAACCCUCUUCAGUCAGAAACUGUGCCAGUCUGAGUGAGUGAACCAGCCUUAAACCUACAUCGAGUAUAAACUGACCAAGACGCACACUAGAGGGAGCUCUCCUCCACAUGACUGAAAGUUACAAGGAGAUCAACAUAGAGAUAUGGAGAAAUAUCCCUAAUCACUUUUAUUCAGAGAAAAUUUAAUUUAGUGCAAUAUUUUUGUUCUUUAAUGCAUGUGCAUUUUGAAUCAUUGUAUACUGAAGCAAGUAAUUCAUAUUGUUUUAAAAGUAAAGAACGCGAGAGAAGCUCCCUGACACGUCUUCUUAUCCCAACAACUUAACAUUCCGUUGUUGUAAAAAAAUACAAUGUUUAUUUUACAGACUUGUUUUAUAAGUCUGAUGUUUGGGUGUGAGGGGAGUGUUUUCCACUCAUCCCUCACCCACUCGAGAGGGUUUUGGGGUAUCGAUCUGGGUGGGGGUUUGUGUCACAGCCUGAUUGUUGGCUCAUCAGGACAUGGCUAGCUCAGUCGGAGUCAACUGCUUCUCUUUAACUUGCAAGUGGCGUUUUAUGCAUUCGAGCUCAUUCUGUCGAGUGUGAACAGGAGUCAUGAAUGGACAACUGGAGGGACCGCCCCUUUCCUCCUGUCCGACACUCACGGGAGAGCUGCGUUCUGUGACCAAUGGAAUCAAUGCUAAUGAGCACUUACCGUAGCAACUGUGUGAGGGCCUCUCCCGUUGGCUGGACGGAGCCUCGUUCUGCUGCAGACGUUAGAAGGGACUCUCUCGUCUGCUGUGAUUCGCUUACACCGAGCAGCAGUGGUGGACUCUGAUUGGCCAAACGGAGGACACGAACUGGAGCCUCUCUUACCAGUAGAGAAGGAGACGUCACCUUUAACUUUCUGCACACCUCUCCAUACAGGAAGGCUUGUCGUUUUUUUCCCCCCCUUUUUUUUAACCCCACUAUAUAUGAAUCUAUUAUAAAGAAAAUUGUGCAUAUCUGUGUACAGUAUGUGUUAAUAGUGUGCCUAAAUGUACUGUCAACUCUAUUUUCAUAUUUUUCUUUAACCUAAGAAAAAAAAUCAAUCAGAAUGUCAUGAUCAUUUUACGCAACUGAAAAUGACUUUAGGGUGUUUUUUUGCAUUAUGCUUAUCAAACUGUUCCUUGUGAGCAACUGUGCUCAGAUCAGUAUAACACUAAUAAAAAGUUACUCAGA